This is a messenger RNA of Yarrowia lipolytica CLIB122, 543 nucleotides long. RefSeq lists its product as uncharacterized. Lineage: Eukaryota; Fungi; Ascomycota; Dipodascomycetes; Dipodascales. The record is from RefSeq and is a predicted model, not a curated record.
AUGCUCACAACACCAUAUCCCGUCGGCUCCCUUGGAGCAGAGAACAUCAGAUGGAUGCUAGAGUUCGAUCUCGCAGUGGAGGACGCAGACCCCUCUCAAGAUAAACACAGACACGUCAAGCUUCUGCUGGAGCACUUUCCGUUGGAGGAAAAGCUGUGGCUUCGGCGACGGUUCGAUCGCAUCAGCAAGGAGAUCCAGGAAACAGAAGGGGUUGACCCAGAGGGAUCUUCGUCCAACAAAAUUGUCUUCGGAAACAAGUACUGGGCCGCUGUCAGAAGAUAUGUGCUGGACAAUUGGUGUCCCACCACAACAUACGUGAGAUUGUACCAGGACCUGCGAGAUGUGCACAGAGAAGACUUUUUCAACAACCGCGACUUUUCUCGACGCGUUCAGUUCCUGUUUCAUCUGUGCUACAGAAAUACUUUUGACGAAGAAGACGAGCGUCAGGUCUACAUGCGCGGCGAUCCAAACUACAAGUUCUUCAACCCCUCAGUAAAGCCCUGGAUUGACCAGGUGGAUGAAUAUGUAGCCAUCAUUGAAUAG